Aphanomyces astaci is the source of this 573-nucleotide messenger RNA. RefSeq lists its product as hypothetical. Lineage: Eukaryota; Oomycota; Saprolegniomycetes; Saprolegniales; Verrucalvaceae. The record is from RefSeq and is a predicted model, not a curated record. Bases 46 to 522 code for a protein of 158 amino acids. Gene Ontology annotation, biological process: transcription by RNA polymerase I. The transcript is spliced from 4 exons.
GGAAACGGUGCCGCUUUGCGCCAAUCGUCGAUAUCUUGCGCGGAAAUGUCGGACGCCGGCUCUGGUAGCGACUCGGAAGAGGAAUUUGUGUUGCCACCUGGCUUUGAAAGCGUCAAGGGCGGGUCCAUCUCGAAGGCGUCGCUGGAAGACAAGGAGUUGUGGUUCUUCCGCGUCCCCAAGAAUGUGGAUGCGUCCGUGUUGCAUGGCGUGACGAUCAAGCUACCGAAAGACCAAAACGCAUUUGUCCAAGUGCCGGUGGACGUCGAGGGCAACAAGAAGCAGUUCACACUGAAAUCCAACGACAUCAGCCUGUACUCCCAAGUCGUGAACCUCGUCCCUGACAAGGCCAACAGCCAGACCUUUGUCCCAGGCAAGCCAUUUGCACGAAGCUUUUCGCUGGUGGAAUCGGUGGUCGUGCCCAACGUUCCGGCAGAGUCCGUCGCAGCAGCAGCACCAAAUGAUGGCGGCAGUCCGGCCAAGAAGAAGUCAAAGAAGUCGAAAAAGCACAAAACGACCGAGUAGUAGUAGAUCAACCACCCCCUUCAAACAUGCAUAUGACUAUUCAAUCCCUCG